AGCAUAUUCAUCGGACGUCGCCAAAAUGGGUGGCGAUCUCAAUUUGAAGAAGUCAUGGCAUCCAGCGCUGAUGAGCAACCAGCGUCGGGUGUACAACGAAGAGUUGAAGGCCUUGGAAGAGCGCAAAAAGACGGAACAGGUGCUCAAGGAACGAGCGGAAGAACGAGCGAUCCAGGAACUAGAGCGUCUUCAGGAGGCAGCAGGAGGCAAGAAACGAGUAGAUAAGGUCGAUUGGAUGUACAAUGGCCCGGGCUCCGGUGGACCAGGUGCGGGCGGAGUCACUGAAGAAAUGGAGGGAUAUUUACUCGGAAAGCGGAGGCUGGAUGGUCUGGUCAAGCGCAACGAGGGAGAUACGCCCAAAAAAGAUGCACCACAAGACGGUUUUAUGGCGCUAAACUCGAACGCAAAUUCCGCACGAGACAUCCAGUCCAAGGUCUCAAACGAUCCCAUGCUUGCUAUCAAGAAGCAGGAGCAGGCUGCUUAUGAGGCCAUGAUGAACGAUCCUGUACGCAGGCGACAGCUACUCGCAGCUGCAGGUAAAGAGACCGACGACAGCCAUGACAAGGAGAAGGAGAGACGGCAUCGACACCACAGGAGCCACAGACACAAGCACCGCGAUGAUGACGAGGACGAAGAUCGACACAGACGAAAGCGUAGGAGACACAGCGACGACCAUGACGAUGACAGGCGCGAGCGACGACAUAGAUCUGAUCGACACAGGAGAAGAUCUCGGUCGCGUUCGCCCUACUCUCGCAGACGGGAUGCUCGUGAUCGCGAUGACAGAAGGUCAAAAUCUCAUCGCAGUCGCCGAGACACGCCUUCGCGAUCUCGCUCGCCGCCACGAAAACGGGAUCAGGACGAACGUGAGGAGCGCCGAAAGUCCUACCCGAGCCCCAAACGCUCUGGAUCUUCAGGCUCGCGAUCACUAUCAAGGUCUCCCUACAGACCACGAGGAGAUUGCUCACGCCAAGAAGAUCGGUACACAACGUACCCUCGUGACCGAGAUGAGAGGCCGUACCGCUCACCGCCUGAAGACAAGAAUGAAUCUCCAGCGGAUGCUGAGAGGCAGCGAAGGCUCGCUGAAAUGAUGGGUAAUGCGACCGAGAUGGAAAGUGAGAGGAAGACGCGAUUGACGGAGUUAGAGGAGAAAGAGGCAACGCAGAGGGAAGAAGAGAACCGCAAGCGUUCAGAGACGGGCAAGUUCAUCAGCAGCGUCAGGCGUGAUGCUGAGGGUGUUGACAUGGGUCGUCGCUUGCAAGGUUCGGCUCGCUCCCACGACGAUUGACCCGAGUAUUAUUUUAUUAUCAACCAGUCCUCCUGCAGGUGAGCGCCUUUCCUGCACGUGUCGGUUUCACCACACAAGGUACAAGCUACAAAAGCUCAUCAAGCUUUUUCCUACAUCUGUCGAGAGCCUUCCACAUAGCAUACGGCAAGUAGUGUAGCACUUCGCUGCUUUCGUCGCGUAUAUCAAAUGGAAUCCAAAUAUUUGUG
Messenger RNA from Pseudocercospora fijiensis CIRAD86, 1491 nucleotides. RefSeq lists its product as uncharacterized. NCBI's taxonomy places the organism in Eukaryota, Fungi, Ascomycota, Dothideomycetes, Mycosphaerellales, Mycosphaerellaceae. The record is from RefSeq and is a predicted model, not a curated record. The coding region runs from base 26 to 1285 and encodes 419 amino acids. Gene Ontology annotation, biological process: mRNA splicing, via spliceosome. The transcript has a single exon. Gene Ontology annotation, cellular component: U2-type spliceosomal complex.